UAUAUGUGAUGUUGUGAGGGGGUAAAGGCGAGCUCGAGGAGAAGAUGGUGAUGGUUCAUGUGAAAGCCGCGGCGGCGGAAUCGGAGGAGCAGCAGCAGCAGUUCCUCUACGAGUGUCGUUCCACUUCGAGCAUCGACGAGAUGACCGACGCCAUCCUUGGCAUCCACGCCCUGCAGUCUCACAUCCAAUCCCUCGCCCUUCUCAUUAGGCAGCGCCUUCUCGCUGACCCUUCUUUAGCAGAAAGUUAUCCGGAUGUAGCACUUGCUCUGAAGAGAUCCUUAUCAGAAGCUGAGACUUACGUGUCAAAGGAACAAGUGGCGCACAAAAAAUUCUUGUCACCUCAUGCUCUUAGAGCUCAUAUUAAGAGCUUGGAAAAGGAAGUCAAGGUUGCUCAAUCAAAGGGUUUUCUGGACUUCGAUCUGCCGCAACUACUUUCUGAUUGUGAGCUUCAUCAUGGUAUGCAACUUUGGUGGGCUGGGAAAGAACUCGUUAGAGGAAAAAAACUAUGUGACUACAUUGGUGAAAAUGAGAAAACAAAGAUUGUGAUCAUAUUGAAGCCAUCUUGUUCGAGCGCUUAAGCUUUUCUUCGAGACACUCUCUCUACUCCAACCAAAUGACCCAGAAAAAGCUCAAAUCGGAUGGCAUGCACGUUGAGAAACGAUUACCUUAAUAAUUAUAGUGAUUAAUGUAUUUAUUAUAUGUAUACUUCAAAAUAUGUUCCUUAUGUAUUGGACGGAGUAUAAUUUUAUGGCACACGUGUGUCGACCCGAUCCGGAUCCGAUACCCAUUAAAUGCCCAAAUAAAUACUCGAGCCGUUUAUAUUUAAUCCGCGUCAGCUACCUCCGUCUUGAUUGGAUGCAGCAGUGGGGUCCUCAGAAACAGCCAGUCGCUGUUUUCACUGUCGUGUUUGGAGGCACCGUUACGGGACCGCGGGGAGAGAGGCGAUGGGCCUCCGGAGGAGGAGGACCCGCGGCGGGCGGCGUCAGCUCCAUGGCCGUCCUCCGGCGUCUUGGAGUGACACCACCGCCACCGGCGCUUGCGUGGACGCAGGCCAUAUGCUUAGGGCCCGUUCCACACCUCUCUCUCUCUCUCUCUCUCUCUCUCUCACACAAACACAGACAAAGCAGGUAUUGAUACCAAUAGGAGGAUGAGACGUGUCGAGCACAACCAUCCGCCUUUUGCUGACUUCUCUCGCCCUUUUCCGCCACCUCCUUCCCUCCUAUCAGCUAGGACAGCGAGGUUGUGCCAAGACGCGAUGCCAUCCUCCCUAUGUUUCGGAGUUCCAGCCCGUGUUCUGCACCCUCCCUUCCCUCUUUAGCCAGAGAUAAAGCUAACAACGCAACUCGUCCUUACGCCCUCCAUAACCACCUCUUCCUCUUCUUCUCCUCCUCGCCCUCUUCUUCUCCGGCUCGCCUUCUUCUUCUUUUUGCCUGUUCUCUCAUCAAGUUCGAAUCUUUCUGAGAGAAAGGCAAAGAGAAGUAGGGGAGAGAUGCUGCAGAGGGCUGAGAGCAACCGGUACUCGUGGUGGUGGGCGAGCCACAUAAAGACGAAGCAGUCGAAAUGGCUCGACAGCAACCUCCGAGAAAUGGAGGAUACGGUGAAACAAAUGCUUAAGCUUGUCGAAACGGAUGCCGAUUCCUUUGCUAAAAGAGCAGAGUUGUACUUCAAAAGAAGACCAGAGUUGAUAACCCAUGUGGAAGAUGCUUACAGAGCAUACAGAGCAUUGGCUGAAAGAUAUGACCGUAUAUCUGGAGAAUUACACAAGGCCAACCACACCAUAGCAACUGCUUUUCCUGAACAGGUCCAGUAUGCGAUGCUAGAGGAGGAGGAGGACAAAGCGAUCACCCCGAUUGAUCCAAGUAGAAUUAACAAGCGAACAGUGGAAGGAUUAAUGAAGAAAAGAAGUGACCGUGAGUCCUCCAUAAGGAAGACACAGAAUAAGAGGCCUACAUCUCCGAUUGAUAAAGAAAAGGCACAGGAAGAGAUAAAUAAGCUUCAGAAAGUAAUUCUUGUUCUUCAGACUGAAAAAGAGUUUAUCAGAAGCUCUUAUGAGAAUGGGAUAGCCAAGUAUUGGGAGGUUGAGAAGCAAAUCAUGGAUAUGCUAGAAGAAAUUUGUUGCAUGCAAGAUGAGUUUGAUACAAGUGCGGUCAUUGAAGAUGAAGAGGUGCAUGCCUUAACAACAGCAACAACCCUUAAAUCUUGUGUGGAAGCCAUUAUUAGAUUGCAGAAGCAGAGAAUGGAAUCAUUGGGACAAGCAAAACUAGAUUCUGAAAGAAUUAAGGUUGCAAAAGAAAAGCUGAAGGCUCUCAAAAGUGAGUGUCACCAAUCUGAGAUGGAAAAUGCAAAGAUGUCUAGUGAAAGCACAGAGAUGAGCUUCCCUGUCGAAAACAUGGAUGAAGAAUUUGAUUCUCUAAACAAGGCAAGGGUCCAAUUAGAGUCCAUUUACGAGAAAGUUAAGGAACAUUUUGAAAUGAAUCCUGAAAGUUCAGUGGAACUGGAAGAAAAGAUUAAUGAGCUUGUAAAUAAAGUUACCACAUUGGAACUCACGGUUUCAUCUCAGGCUGUACAAAUAAAUCGAUUGACUUCAGAAAGUGACGAACUUGAGAAAAACCUACAGAAUCUGGAAGAUGAGAGAAUGAUUCUGAUCAGUGACCCAAAUUUGUUGACUGAAAGGCUAAAGGAAGCUGAAGAGGAGUUAAGCAGAGGUCAGGCAAUUAAGAAAAUUAUCCAGGAUGAAGAAAUAAAUUUCCGUGAAAUCUUUACCGAUGCUUCUCACAGCCUCAAUGGUAUUUCAGAGAAGAUGCAACUUCCUAAACCUCUGGAAAAUGCUUGUAAUGAGGAUGCAUUCCCCGUGGAAGAGGCUGCCAAUUGUAGCACUGAACCAGUUGCAGAGCUUGGGGAUAACGAGGAAACUGAAAUCCAUGACAUCGAGGAAGAUUUGAUAGAGGAGAUUCAUGCAACACAGCAACUUGGUCAUUUCCUGCAAGAUUUUUUCCAGGCUGAGGCAGAUUAUCUACUCAAAAGUGAUCCAGAAAUGAUCGAGGACCUAACAGAGAUAGGGGAACUGAAGAAUGUCAUUGCAAUGAAAGAUGAAGAAAUAAGAUUACUGAGACAACAGUUAGCCAAUGUAAAAAUGAGUUCUAACAGUACUCAGCAUUGUCAACAGACCCAUGCAGGCACAUUUAGCUCUGCGAUGGUGAGGGGAGAUCCGAAAUCUCAUAAUUUACAGAUGCCUGGAGAUCUGACUAUUGAAUGCACUAAUGAAGGAGACUUGUCUGUUGAGUUCACUGAUUUACAAUUUCCUGUUGCAGAAGGCAGCGAUGUAGAGUGCAUCACUGAGCCAAAGAGCAUUUCAUCUACUGAAGAAAAGCUUAGGAGGGAUAUCAACACCUUUAUUGAUGAAAACCUAGAGUUCUGGCUAAGGUUCAGCACAUCAUUCCAUCACAUACAGGAGUUCAAGGUCAAAUAUGCAGACCUACAAGCUGAUAUCGGUAAGCUGAAGGUCAACAAAACACAAGAGCACAAUGAUACUGCCUCUGGUGAUCGGACUGGAAAACCUGAAUCAGCACCAAUUGGAACAAGACUCGGUGAAUUGAAGACUGAACUCCAGGUGUGGAUGGAACAUAGUGCACCAUUAAUAAGGGAGCUCCAAAGUAGGUUCUCAUUUCUUCAUGAUAUGCAAAAGGAGAUAUCAAGUGUUGUAAACACAUAUUCAGCCACUGGAGAGGCUUUGUUCACUCCUUGUGAAGCUGCAAGGUUACAAGGUGAGGUGAUGAACAUGAAGCAGGAGAACAAUAAGGCUGCAAGGGAACUGCAGAUGGGACUAGAUCAAGUCAGGUGGCUUCAAGCUGAAAUCGAGGAGCAGAUGGCUAAGCUAAAUGAUUACUUUGAAGCAUUUGUAUUGAAGAACAGCCAUGACGAUUUCUUGAAACGUUCUCCAAGCAGGUCCGGAGUACCAUUGGAGGUCUUCCUUUAUGGUUCCAAGCCCAAAAGGCCAUCUAUAUUUGCCCGCAUGCAUCCAGUGUUCAAAAAAAAACACAGCAAGCUCAGGUCUGGGCAUCGGUGAGCUGAUGAAAGGUUCUUGAAACUCUUAAAUAACUUCAAAUGCUGGCUACUUGCUACUGUAUAAGCCUGUGAAAUUAUUUUAAACAGUUCUAAAUAGAUCAGCCUAUUUCUAGUUGGAUCCCAGGUUGGUUACCUUCAAUGAGUUGCAGCUGUAUCAUGUUCCCUUGGUGUGAUAGCUAGCAGCAGCUUUUCUUGGCUUUCUUCCAUCUAUGGGCCUUGGAGCCAGCUUAAGCUUCCUUCUUGGUUAAAGGUGUACCGAGGUCGGGUUUUUAGCCAUUGUUAAUCUAGAUGAUGAUGAUUGCUUGAAA
Molecule: messenger RNA, 4373 nt
Organism: Musa acuminata AAA Group (dessert banana)
Lineage: Eukaryota; Viridiplantae; Streptophyta; Magnoliopsida; Zingiberales; Musaceae
Product: protein NETWORKED 2D
Exons: 6
Coding region: 1490-4066 (858 amino acids)
Molecular function (GO): actin binding
Source: RefSeq, a predicted model, not a curated record